Molecule: messenger RNA, 1747 nt
Organism: Pelagomonas calceolata
Lineage: Eukaryota; Pelagophyceae; Pelagomonadales; Pelagomonadaceae
Source: the annotation of a GenBank genome assembly
GCGCCAUCGACGCGAGCGCCGAGCGGGGCAGCCCCUCAGCCGUGCGGCCCGUCCCCACGCGUAACGCGGACCGCUCGACGCCGGCGCCGCGCCGCAGAACGCGCCGCCGCGCGCCAGCCAGACCAGAGACAGGCAGCAGCCAUGGACAUGGAGGAGGAGCGCAACCCCUUCACGCUGCCCUCCGAUGAGGAGGUCUUCAAGAUGCGCGACGAGGAGAAGCGGCGGAAGAAGGAGUACCGGGAGACGCAGUCGAAGCUGAAAGUCUGGGAAAAAACGACGCGCGGGAAGUUGCCGACCGGCGCUGAAAGGCUGCGGCAGCUCAUCGGGGAGGAGGCCGCGGCGAAGCCCAAGACGCGGAAGGCCAAGGUCAAGGGCGAAGGUCAACUCGCGAAACAACCGGACGCGCUGGAACGGCGCGGGGAGCGCGAGUGCAUGGCCGAGUUUCUCGCGAAGAAGAAAGAAAUGUUUUAUACACAACUCUCACUAGAUGUGAAGCGCGAGGAGAUCCAGAAGCUCCAGGACAAGGCGACGCAGAAGGAGGAAGCACUUAGGCGUAGUGAGCAGAAGCUCGAGGAGGAUGCCAUAAGGUUCGACACGUUCCUCAAGGAAAACGACAAGCGCGCCCACGACGCCGUCAAGGAGGCCGAGGCGGCGACCAAGAAGAAGAAUGAUAAAGUGCAGGAGAUUAAACGACUGAACCAGCAACUACAAGCCGUUUCCAGCGAGAUGUCCAAACAAAGAGAAGCUUUAGAUGACUGUCUUAAAUACAGAGAGUUCCUCGACGGAUUGACGCCGGAGGUCCACUUCGAGGAGAACAAGAAGCUGAAACGAGAAAGGCAGGAAGCGCGGCGGCAACGUAGAAUCGCGAAGCGCGUCGAGGCCGAGGAGGCGCGGCGGCGAGACGACUACGAGCAUGAAUUAGCGGCGGCCCAAGCGGCGGCAUCGUCACCUAAAAGGAAAGGCAAGAAGAAUAAGGUGGCUCCGGAAUCUCCCAAAGUGAAGCCUCCUGAGGAUGUCGAUCCAUCAAUGUUCGACGACGAGCCCCUUACCAGCAGUGACGAGGAGUGCCCCAUGUACUUCAAACAACCAAGGCAACUACUGGACAUCUUCGAGGAGCUCGAGGAGCAGAAUUUGUUUCUCAUCCAGAACUGCCAGGAAACCGAACGCCAGGCCGAGGAGCUCAAGCAACAAUUCGCGGAUACUCAGACGGAGACCGAUGCGAAGGCUGCCUCACAACGGAAGCAAAUUCGCGAGCUCAACAAGGCCAUCGACGAGGAGGAGGCGAAGACGGAGAAACUCGAGUUGAGGAUGGCGUCGGCCGGGACGGAUUCACAACAAGCGGAGCUGCUGCGGAAAUUGAAUGAUACGACUGCAAGAGUCUAUGAGCAGUGCGGCUUCGGCGACGGCGGCGGUCAGACUCUGACCAUGCUCGCUGAUUUGGAAGCGAGACUGGAGCAAUUAUUGGAUCAUGUGGAAACGUUACCUCCAGAUUAUGUCGCGAAGGCAGAAAAGUACAAGGAAAAGAAGCGGCGCGAGCGGAAUCGCAUCGAGGCCCAGAAGGUCGCCGACGCGGAGCGCGAAGAGAAGAAUCGGAAGUCGGUGGAGAGGAGUAUGCAGCCCCCGAAGAAGCGGACGGGCCGCAUGGUCAUGCACCGCUCUAGGCCUCCUAGAAAAAAGGUCGACGUCGAGGUCGACGAGGUCAACGACGACGACAAGUACCUGACGUGAGUAACUUGGCCUUAGUCUU